UCCGGGGGAAAGGCAUUUCGGCCGGCGCCGUCGCCAUUUUGUCGAGCUGCCUAUCUCGGGCGCCGCCAUGUUGGUGAGAAGAAAUCACCGCCACGGCCACUAUUCAAAUCCCCGUGUUCCUCCACGCCACCCGCUCGCUCCCAAGCCUCGGCCAGCAGCGGCGGAUAGAGACUAAAGCAGCAGCGCCAGCAGCGCCCGGCAGCGAGGGGGGCCAUUGCCCUGUGUUUGCAGUUAGAGCCCCAUCUUUCUGCUGUGAUUGUUAAUAGACUGGAAAAGUCUCUGUGUCUCUCUGUGUCGCUCACUAAGUAACCGUGAGUUUUUACCAAUUCAUCAUCUCUCACCACCGAGUCCCAGCGGCGGCCGAGAGCAGGUGGUGAUCACCGAGUCCAAGUGUGUGUGUCUCUCUCUGUCAGGCAGCAGCAGCAGCAGGGCGUGUGCGCGCUAGGGUCUCUGGUCGGUGGCCACAGGGCAGUUUCCUCCUCGCCACCUCCUGCUGCUCGUCCCUCCACCACCACCACCACCAUCACCACCUCCUCCACCACCUCCUCCACCAGCCUCAUGGCCUUUGAGAGCCUUUUCUCCAAACCCCCCAACCCCGUUCUUGACAAAAACAUGACAGACUCUGAACAUGCAGGGGACGAAAGAGAAGAUGGUGAAUUAGAAGAUGGUGAAAUAGACGAUGCUGGAUUUGAGGAAACACAAGAGCAACCAGAAGCAAAAGGGAAUGACAAACAGAAAAGUGAGAGAGCCCACAGAAAAUCAAGAAAGAAACGCAAGAAAGAAAAAGAAAAGAAAAAAUCGAAAAGGAGAAGACGUGAGAAACACAAGCAUAAUUCUCCCUCUAGUGAUGACAGUUCAGACUACAGCCUUGAUUCGGAUGUUGAACAUACAGAAAGGUCCCAUAAAAAAGGAUCUAGUUCCUACAGGGAUUAUGACUCAUCAUUUCUUCAGCAUGGACAUUUAUCAGGAAACUACAUGAUCUCACAGAAAAGUCAGCACAAUAAAAAAUCAAAAAAUAAAGAUUAUGACGAAUAUAGUAACUAUAGCGAUGACAACUUCGAUAACUACAAUCAGGAAACAGAAGAAGAUUUUGCUGAUCAGCUUAAACAGUACAGACAAGCUAAAGAAACCUCAAACCCUGCUUUAGGAUCACCAUUUCAUAAGGAAUCAGGGAAAAAACAGGGGAUGAAAGGAGUUCAGCCAGUUGAGCAGAGGAGUAAAAGUUUUAGUGUUUGUCGUGGACGUGGUAUGCCGAAGAAACUCAAGCGCAAAGAGCGUGGCAGAGGGAGAGGCAGUAAAGGACCUAAUGCUUUUUCUGGAACAGAUGGCUUUCAAGAGGAUGGUAAACCUGUGAAAAAAUGGGUGAAUAUGAGUCAAGAGUUCAUAAACCAGCAUACAGUGGAACAUAAAGGAAAACAAAUUUGUAAAUAUUUUCUUGAGGGAAGAUGUAUUAAGGGAGACCAAUGUAAAUUUGAUCAUGAUGCAGAAUUGGAGAAAAAGAAGGAAAUCUGCAAGUUUUAUAUACAGGGAUAUUGCACCAAAGGAGAGAAUUGCAUUUAUAUGCAUAAUGAAUUUCCUUGCAAAUUUUAUCACACGGGAGCAAAAUGUUACCAAGGAGAUAAGUGUAAAUUUUCCCACGCUCCUCUCACUAAAGAAACAAAAGAACUUCUGGACAAAGUCCUGAAUACUGAAGAGGAACCACAAAAUGAAGAUGAAAGAGAGUUAGAAGAACUCAGAAGGCGUGGUAUUGCUCCUCUUCCUAAACCACCUCCAGGAGUUGGCCUUUUGCCAACCCCACCAGAGCAUUUUUCAUUUUCGGAAUCGGAAGAUAAUUUUCAAGGAGAUCUUUCUGAUGAAUUUAAGAAAAUUCCAUCUCUGUUUGAAAUAGUCGUAAAACCUACCGUGGAUUUAGCACACAAAAUUGGGAAGAAGCCACCAGCAUUUUAUAACAGUGCCUCACCACCAGGACCACAGUUUCAGGGAAACAGCCCACAUCCUCAGAAUAUGUACAAUUCAGGGUCAAGUCCAGGUCCUGGUCCUAACAUGUCUCAGGGACACAAUGGUCCUGCAAUGCACCCAGGUUCCCCUGGCCACCACCCAUGUACAGGUCCUCCUGGCCCACCAAUGCCACAUAGCCCACCAUUGCAACCUGGUCCACCUGGAUUUUUAGGGCCUCAUAAUCAAGCUGGAGGACCCAUUCAACCAGGUCCACCUUUAACACCACAGGGUAUGAGUGGUUCCUAUAACUCUAUGGGAGUCCAGGGACAUAUGAUGAACAUCGCUAUGGAAAAUCACUGUUCUACAGGUCCAUCUUACCAGCAAGGUCCCAGUGAAAUGCAGCUCAAUGCCAACUAUGAGUCUCUACAAAACCCAGCUGAAUUCUAUGAUAAUUACUAUUCACAUCAAGCUGUUCAUAAUUUUCAGACAGUCAAUAACUCUGGUGAUGGAAUGUGGCAUGGUGAAUUUGCUGAACAUCAACCUCACAUGGCUCAAGACUCAUUAAACAGUGGAAGUGAGUCAGAUUGCAUCAACACAUCAGGCCAUAAAACUGUUAUAAAUGUACCAGAUUUCCUUCCUGCAAUGCAGAAAGCGCUCUUUGUAAGACUUAGUCAGAAACAUCAGGAGGAUGGAGAACCAGUUGGUCACCAGUCUCAAAGGACAUUAAGCAAGGAAGAAGAUGAUAAUGUUAACUGGUAUUCCAGUAGUGAAGAAGAAGAGGGGAGUAGUGUCAAAUCAAUAUUGAAAACUUUACAGAAACAAACAGAGACUCUAAGGAAUCAACGACAACAUUCCACAGAUCUUGGUGUUCCUACUGAUCCAAGACUUGCUAAAGACAAAAAUACAGGAAGCCAAGCUGUUGAUCCUAGACUUAGGGCUGUCUCAAGACAAAGCUCUAGAAAACCUUCUGAUUCUGCCCCUUUUGAUCCCAGACUUGCACGAGAUCCCAGGAAAUUAAAACUUAAUGAAAGUGGUCAUGCAAGUCCUUCUGUUGGUGGAGGAAAGUUUGACUUACACCAUGCAAAUUCUGGAGUUAAAGUCAAACAAAAAGGAGUAGAUGAUGAAGAAGAAGAAGUAGAAAGAGAGCUGAGAGAAAAAGCUUUCCUAAUACCUUUAGAAUCUUUACCUGGUGUAACACUACAAGAUCCAAGGUCACAGCUUAGACAAUUCAGCCAUAUUAAAAUGGAUAUUAUCCUGACCAAACCAAACUUUGCAAAACACAUUGUGUGGGCUCCUGAAGAUUUACUUCCAGUACCCUUACCUAAACCUGACCCAGUUUCAUCAAUCAACUUACCUCUUCCCCCACUUAUAGCUGACCAGAGGCUAAAUAAAUUACGUAAUAUAAGUAGUGAUCUUCAUCAAAGUACAAUGCCAGCUGAUCCAAGAUUAGCAGCAAAAGCCAAAAAUAAUACUGCAAGAAGUGGAUACUUGGACCAACCUGGAGAAACCCAUAGUCCAGGAAAUAAAUUAGGGGAUCCUAGGUUGCAAAAAAACGUUGAUCCUAGACUUCAUAGGCUGUCCAGUACAGACUCUCAUCAUGGGAUUGCAAAGGAUCCUCAUCCAUCAAAAUUUGAUCCACGUUUGCCCAGACCUUGUCCUGGUUCAUCACAGAUCUCAGAGGCAGUAACUAAUAAAUCUGAAUCUGAUUCUCUUCCUCCAUAUGCUCCCAAACUGUCAGCUUCAACUGGUGUUAGACUAGGAACACCAAGCUCUAUUCUUAGUGGCAUUAGUUUGUAUGAUCCAAGGGAACAUGGUUCAUUGUCUUUAUCAGAUCCAGCACCACUUUCUUUAGGAGAGAAUGGAGAGAACCAGAAAAAAAUCAGUGGCUUACAAAAUAAUGGCAAAAAUGAGCCUUCUUCUUCAGAAGCUUUGCAGAAGACCACUCCAAAUUUGGAAAAGACUACAGAUGGGUCAGUUGACCCACAGUCAGAUAAACAGAAUAAUACUGUUAAGACUCAAGUUAAACCUGAGCCCCCACACUCCAGUACUGCACCAGCAGUGCACAACCUUCCAAUCCAGGCUUUAACAGGAUUAAUAAGACCACAGUACAAUGAUCCACGACAGACAAGACAGCCAGGACAGGUGAAUCAAAUGCCAGAUAGUGAUCCAAAUGGAGAAUCAGAUGAUAAAUCCCUGAAGGAUGUUUUUAAGACUUUUGAUCCAACAGCUUCACCAUUUUGUUAGCAGUGCUUUAUUAAAAAAUUCUUUUUACUGUUGCGACUAUUGCAGUUCUCUGCUGUUUUGUAACUGGUUUACCUCUAUGCUUUAUUUAUUUUUAAAUUAUAAUUAUCAACACUUUUUCAGCUGCUAAUUCCAGAACCACAUGCAGUUAUAUGCUCUAGUGUUUGCAAAGAUGUGGUAUUUUCUACAUAUUUUUUCAACUUCAGGGAGACUGUAAUAAUUGACACAUAGAAACAGAUGUAUCACGUUAGAGCUGAUGAAAGCACUUUUCAUUGUAAAUAAAACAUCAUGAAAAACUCAGCACUCAACCUGUAUAUGUGCAAGAUGUCUUUCAUAAUAAAUGUUUAGACAAAUAAUUGCCACUUUUGUAUGAUGUGUAGUUUCAAGCGAUACAGUGUAUAUUACUUUGAAAUAAAUAUUUCAGACUAAGAUCUUCUGAAUUUAUCAGGCUGACUGAAAUAUAAACAAAUGAAGUAAAAAAAUCUUA
Molecule: messenger RNA, 4666 nt
Organism: Vombatus ursinus (common wombat)
Lineage: Eukaryota; Metazoa; Chordata; Mammalia; Diprotodontia; Vombatidae
Gene: ZC3H6
Product: zinc finger CCCH-type containing 6
Exons: 12
Coding region: 559-4182 (1207 amino acids)
Biological process (GO): negative regulation of DNA-templated transcription
Cellular component (GO): nucleus
Molecular function (GO): metal ion binding; RNA binding
Source: RefSeq, a predicted model, not a curated record